AUGUCGGCCAAUAACAGAGAAGCCGUCUUUCCGACGCGAAUGACCUUGGGUAUGAUGAAGGGAAAGCUCAAGGGAGCUACCCAGGGUCACAACCUGCUGAAGCGAAAGUCCGAGGCCCUGACCAAGCGGUUCAGAGACAUUACACGAAAGAUUGACGAAUCGAAGCACAAAAUGGGCAGAGUUAUGCAGACCGCAGCCUUCUCUCUCGCUGAGGUCACCUACGCUACCGGCGACAACAUCAACUACCAGGUGCAGGAGUCCGUCCGAUCCGCUCGUCUGCGUGUGCGUGCCAAGGAAGAGAACGUCUCCGGUGUCAAGUUGCCCUCCUUUUCUUCUUACUACGUCGAGGAGAACUCCGACUUCUCUCUCACCGGUCUUGGUCGAGGUGGCCAACAGGUCCAGAAGGCCAAAGCCGUGUACUCCAAGGCUGUCGAGACCCUUGUCGAGCUUGCGUCCUUACAAACUGCUUUUGUCAUUCUCGAUGAGGUGAUCAAGAUCACCAACCGACGAGUCAAUGCCAUUGAACACGUCAUUAUCCCCCGAACAGAAAACACAAUCAAGUACAUCAACUCCGAGCUCGACGAGUUGGACCGAGAGGAGUUCUACCGACUCAAGAAGGUCCAGGAUAAGAAGGCGCGAGAUACCGCGGCUCAGGACGCUGAGCAGAAGAAGCAGGCUCUGGAGGCGGCCGCUAGAGAGGAGAAGGUUGGCCAUGCCGAAGCGACCGAGUCUGCCGACCUUACCGCUGACAAGGAUGAUGAUGUCAUUUUUUAA
Messenger RNA from Yarrowia lipolytica CLIB122, 774 nucleotides. RefSeq lists its product as uncharacterized. Gene Ontology annotation, biological process: vacuolar acidification. Lineage: Eukaryota; Fungi; Ascomycota; Dipodascomycetes; Dipodascales. Gene Ontology annotation, molecular function: proton-transporting ATPase activity, rotational mechanism. The record is from RefSeq and is a predicted model, not a curated record. Gene Ontology annotation, cellular component: fungal-type vacuole membrane; vacuolar proton-transporting V-type ATPase complex.